UUGGCUGUGGGCGCCGCCCGUCGCCGUCCCCGCGGCGCUGCCUUCGCCUGCGCUGCGGGCGGCGGGAGAGCGGCGGGCGGCGCGGAGCCCGUGCGGCGCGGGGCUCCAGCCAUGCAUCCCGGCGCGCCCGCGGGCACAUGGGGCAGCGCCUGAACCGCUGCCUCGAUGUCCCCGUGUCUCUGCCGCCGCUGAGGCGGAGGCUGCUGCUGCUGCUCAUCAUGCUUUUCCUCUGGCUCUACAUGUUCUACUCGUGCGCCGGCUCCUGCGCCGGGCUGCCCGCCCGCGGCUCGCCCGCCCCGCCGCCCCCGCGGGAGCCCGGCGCCCCGGAGGAGCCGCGGAGCCCCAUCUCCAGCUUCGCCAGCGGCGCCGGCACGAAGCGGCUGCCGCAGGCCAUCAUAAUCGGCGUCAAGAAGGGCGGCACGCGGGCGCUGCUGGAGUUCCUGCGGGUGCACCCCGACGUGCGCGCCGUGGGCGCCGAGCCCCACUUCUUCGACCGCAACUACGAGCGGGGACUCGCCUGGUACAGGGACCUCAUGCCCAGGACCCUGGAGGGGCAGAUCACCAUGGAGAAGACUCCCAGUUACUUUGUCACCAAGGAAGCCCCAGCUCGCAUCUCCUCCAUGUCCAAGGGCACCAAGCUCAUCGUGGUGGUGCGGGACCCCGUGACCAGAGCCAUCUCGGACUACACUCAAACUCUCUCCAAGAAGCCAGAUAUCCCCACCUUCGAGAGCUUGACCUUCAAAAACAGGACUACGGGCCUCAUUGACACCUCGUGGAGCGCCAUCCAGAUUGGCAUCUACGCCAAGCACCUGGAGAACUGGCUCCUUUACUUCCCCAUUGGGCAGAUCCUCUUUGUCAGCGGGGAGAGGCUGAUCAGCGACCCCGCGGGGGAGCUAGGCAGGGUCCAGGACUUUCUGGGCCUCAAGAGGAUCAUUACCGACAAACACUUCUACUUCAACAAAACCAAGGGGUUCCCAUGCCUGAAGAAGGCGGAGGGCAGCAGCAAACCACACUGCCUGGGGAAAACGAAGGGCAGGACCCACCCUGACAUAGACCAGGAGGUGGUACAGAGACUGCGGGACUUCUACCGGCCCUUCAACAUGAAGUUCUACCAGAUGACGGGGCAGGACUUCGGCUGGGACUGAGGCUGGCGUGGGAAAAAUCCCCUGUAAUUACUUGCCCAGCACAGUUUGCGUAUAUAAAGAGAUAUAUAUGUAUGUAAAAUGUACAGAAAUCUAUUUUAUAAUAAUUUAUUUUUAAUUCCUAAGCAAUUAAUUCACUAAGCUGCCUAACCGCACUGGCUAGAACAGUAGCCCGUAACCUGUUUAACAUUCCACGGCAUUUAAUUCUAAUAUGUCUCUCCUUUUUCUCCUUCUGUUUUCUCCUCUCUUUGGUUUGGUUUGUAACAGACAGUGCUUCCAUUUUUUUCCCAAACAAAAUUUGUAUUUAAAAACAAAUCAAACAAAGCAAGGGUGGCAGGGGUGGGGCGGGGAGGGAAAGCACACAUUUAUUUUUGUUACGGGUAUCUGGCCUUUAUAAACACUUGCUUUCCCUAUUCCGGUGUCCCGGUCUCUGCUCCGGUGUUGUGCUCCCUUGUCCCAUGUUGGACCUGUGGCCCCGGGGGGUUUCUCUGGGGCGGAUGGGGAGGCUGGGCAGCUCAGCCCCAGCCCAUAUCUCUGCUGAGCACCAGCACGUCUUCCUAGCAGGGAACCCAAAGCCAUACAGCUCCAGCUCGGUAGCCCAGGACUCUGCUGGGAGGGGAACGCGCUCUUUUUCCAGCGGAGAAACCGCAGAGCCUGCUGCAUGGGCAGAGCUGUCUCCUCAGUGCACUGUUCCUUCUUGCCUUUGGUCAAGGAGGCUCUUUCCCAGGAGCCCUCUAUGCAUUUUAAACCAUUAUUGCAGGACAAAUGUUAAAAUAGAUGGAUCUGUGUGGGACACGCUUGGUGCUGGGGUGAACGCUUUGCAAGAAGCGUCGCUCCAGGAUUGUCCGUGCACACAGGGCACAGCUGGGAGAUGGCUGCAGUGGCAGGGUGGGGAGCACCAUCCAACCACCAAAGACACCAGCAGAGCCACGUGAAACCCCUGGGGCUCUACUCGGAGCCAUUCCCAGCAUGGAGGGGGUCCCAGGUCACUACUCCUGCAGCUGCCAGAGCAGCCCCUGGUGUGGAAGACUGGGGAACAUCAGCCUUGGCCCUCUUGAUUCCCAGUACCUUUUGGUCAAACACCUUAUCCAUGGUCUCUUCCAAGGAGCAGCUUAGAGCCUGGAAGAAGCUCUGUUUUGCCAGUGAGGAUGAAUCUGUAGGAAACGGGGCUGGGGCAUUGCUGGCAGCCCAGGUGCAGCCAGGUGCCUCCUGAUGCCCUGGGUGAGCGCAGAGGUGGCAGCCAGGCAGGACAGGAGGCUCUGAGCUCUUAUCCAUGAACCUGGGUAUUCACUUUCAGUCUGGAGAUCCUUCACCUCUGGUAGAACCAAAUACAUUGGGGCAUUAGGACAGGUUGUUGGGGCUCUCCUGAGAACUCUGGCCAUGUCUGGUGAGCUCUGUAGGUUUGGAUAAGCACCAUGUGUGUCAGAUGCCUUAUCUUUACUGUUGGAGAUUCUGCUAGCUCAGCUGGAAUGUUUUUGGAGCAAGGUGACAGCAGAAGUGAUUUGCUUCUUGAAUUUUUAGCAGAAGCAGGACCACGUUGGUUUUGGGCAGCAAAAAGCCCUGCACCUCACAUGUAAGCACUGAAGCAAGGCACCGCACCAAGCAUGGAGCUGGCUGGAGACAGCUCCAGACGUUGUGGUGUGAGCCUUGCAUGAUGCAGGCAGCAUAAAUAAAACUUGAAAUGCAAAUGCACCAUUGGGCAGAGCUUGUGUGAGUUGAGUUAAAGCUCCUAUUCCAUAUGCGUUGCUGAUACAGAUGCGUGACCUUCACCUCUUCCCAUAGCAAAGCACCUUGGAGCCAUGCCCAGUCCUGGCAAGGUGCGUUCAGUGGCAUUUCUCAGAUGUUUGCUUUUCUUUCACAGCCUUCUUGCUCUUGCCUGCCCUCACAGUUCUCUGCUGAGGCUGUUUGGUGAUGAAAAGCUCUCUGGAUCCUCGGCUGCUCAUCCUGGCUCUUGAUCUGGUCCUCCUCAGGUGGAUACACAAAGAGCAGACCCACCUCUGGGUCCAGUGGAGGGGCCUGCAUGUAAAGCACUGCCCCUCAGUGCUUGGUUUGAACUGAAGGGCUCUUGGCUUGGCUCAGCAGUGUCACAUCUCCAAAGGGAUUUAUGGACUCACUCUCCUGUCAGUGCCAGUGAGGCAUCCACCUGGGAUGCAAUGGGCUGGGGAGUCCUAAAGGAAUGAGAAAUGCUAAGUGUUAUGUUGCUCAUCAAGCCAGAGCUGCCGAGCAGACCUGUUGCAAGCGGGAGCAAAUCCCUCCUUGGGGUUUGCCUCCAAGCACAUCUGCCCUCCAAAAUGCCCUGAGCCAUUUCUAGCAAUGAUGCAAUGCUUUGAUUCGAUGCAGUCCCACUUCCAGAGGCCACAGGCGUGAGUGUGGGACCUGCUGGGCUGCACACCGUGACAGACCACACACACAACCCUUGUCCUGCAAACCUUGAGUGGUGGUUGGAUCUACUCCUCUGAGGUCUUCGGUUUUAGCUCCAGCCAGGUCCCUGGCUCUGUUCCCUGCUGCCAGGGUGGGUGAUGAAUGAUCAAGUGUGUCUGCUUUAUCCCAAACCUUGCUGCUCGGGUGACAGAGGGGAAGGGCUGCAGAUGGUGAGGGGGGAGAGAGGAGAAGAAAAUACUUCUUGGUGGAGAAAGAGUGAUUUUUUGUUCUCAAUACUUCUGUCUUCCUACUAGCUGGGUUAUGAAAUGUGUGGGCAGAAGCUCGUCCUCUCCACUUGGCCUUUGGGCAAGAUCCCAGCUGCAACCAUGCCACUUCCCCACGCGGUUUCACUGGCUGAGUGGUUCUGCUGCGUGGCGAGAGCCUCUGGGAUAUCCCUUCUUGGCAUGGAGUCCUUUCCAUGUCAUUCCCUCCAGAGCACGUGUGCUUGCCUGCUUGUGAGUGCUGGAAGAGUUUGCAUCCCUUGUGUCUUCCUUCUAGAUUUUCUUGGAAACAACUUUUUCCUAUCCCCAUGCUUUCCUCAGCCACGCAGCAGAGUGGGGGCUUCAGUCGUAUAACCCAGCUCUGCUGCAAAAUGCUCUAAUGAAGAAAUCUCAGAGAGUAGAAAUAUUGUGGGUGAAUGAAAACUCCUCUAACUUCAGCAAAUUGUUAGCCCUGGCUCAAUAUCCUUCGUGAAGAAGUCUGCACUAGACUUUUAAUAUAAAGGUCUGACCUAACAAAUAAGACGAUGAAGGUGAAUUCCCUGGGGGUGAACAGCUGUUUGCCAAUACUGGAAUCAGUGCUGUUGUCAGUAUUGUUUUAAAAAAUACUUCUUUUUAAGUUAAGCUUGGAAGUGUGAUUAGAAGUUGUGUUUUUUUCCACCUUGUGAUAUUAAUUUAUGGCUGAGUUUCAUUCAGUCCUGUGUGCAACAGCGCAGUACAAGCGCUAGGGAUGUGUUGGCUGCAACACGGAACAGUAGGGGAGACAGUUUGUUAAAAAAAAAAAGAACAAAAUGGAAAGAAAAACAAAAAAACCUGCAACAAAGAAAAUCUGACAAAAAAUGUAAAUGGAGUAUUUUGUGGUAUAUGCAACACAAAUUAAUUUUACACAGACAAAGAUGUUUCUAGGAAAAUGGAAUUCUGAUAAUUCAUACUAUUUGUAUGAACAAAUAAAAACUAUA
This is a messenger RNA of Cuculus canorus (common cuckoo), 4740 nucleotides long. Its product is annotated as heparan sulfate glucosamine 3-O-sulfotransferase 3B1. Bases 138 to 1145 code for a protein of 335 amino acids. Gene Ontology annotation, molecular function: [heparan sulfate]-glucosamine 3-sulfotransferase activity. The record is from RefSeq and is a predicted model, not a curated record. Lineage: Eukaryota; Metazoa; Chordata; Aves; Cuculiformes; Cuculidae. The transcript is spliced from 2 exons.